GACAACGCUAAAUACAACAACAUAAAUAAAAACAAUUAUAUUAAUAACAACAAGACAAGCUGAAACAAAGCACACACGACGCUGUAUUUGAUUGUUUUAAACAAUGCGCAACACAUAAUUUGCCUAAAAUUUCUUAGUUGUCUGUAAUUUUUUUUGCUCGUUGUUUUCGCACAUUUUUUUUUCGCGUGCUGUGUUAAUUAAUUAGUCGAUACAACGUAGUAGAAGUAGAACAACAACAAUAACAACAAAACACCAAACAAUAAUAAAUACGUUAAAACGAAAAAGGUUAGCAAGUGUGCCGCCCACAACAGAAAAGGAAGAGCGCAGGCAAAAACAACAGUAACAACAACAAAAAAAGAAAAAGAGCAAAACGAGAGAGAGCGAGGCAAACAAAGAGAGCGAAGUGCGUGGACGACGACGACGACGCCGCAGCGAGGCGGACGCCAAAAACUGGCACUGUCAACAACAACAAAAUCAUGUCAACAGAUAAUCCCACACAGCUGCUAGCAACACACGAUUUGAGCCAACUGCGAGGACAACUACAAUCAGCUGCGGCAGCAGCAGCAGCGACAACAGCAACAGCCACGGCGGCAACGGCAGCGGUUGUGGCAGCAGCGGCAGCUGCCGCACACGGUUAUCGCAACGUGGCAGCAACGGCCACAAACGGACACGGACACGGUCACAAUCACAAUCACAGUAGUCACAGCAGUCACAGCCACAAUCACAGUAGUCACAGCCACAGCCACAGCCACAUGAACUCCGGCGGCACCAAAUACGUGUUGCUGCAACACAACGGCAGCAGCUUCACAGCCUACGAGAACAGCGCAGCUGCAAGUGGCAAUCUGGUGCAAGGUGCGGCGAGUGCUGCUGCUGCUGGCGGGGCAGGCGGAGGCGGUGGUGGUGGAGGGGAAGGGGGAGGAGCUACAACUGGUGGCAACAUUGUCCUGCUUGCCACAGAGCCAAUCGAGCUGAGUGCAGCGGAUGCUUUGGCCACAGCAACAGCAGCAGCAGCCGCAGCUGGCGACGAUGGUGAAUUGCGUUCGUUGUCCUGGCUUAAUGACAGCAAUCUGAUUAAAGGCAUUGUCACAACCACAGCAGCAGCAGCAGCGACGAAACGUGCUGCCGGCGGCUUAACGCUUAAAGCAGCAACAACACCAGUUGCAGCAGCAGCAGCAGCAGCGAAAGCAGCAACCAACAAUAAUAUUUGCUUUGUGGGCGACAUUAUUGAAGAGUUGCCGCCGAGCGCAGGCAGCAGCAACAGCAGCGAGACCAACAGCAACAUCAACAACAACGAGCAACAGCAAUCAAACGAACAGCAGCAGCAGCAGCAGCAAUCACCCGCCGUAUACAGCACCACAACGGUGCACAAAGGACCCAGCGGAACAACCACGGUGGUUGAGUACAAGGCCGCAACGAAGGCGGCUGCUGGCGGGGGCGGGGCCUUUUUACCGGCUCGUGUUGCCAGCAACACUUUUGUGCCCACCAUCACAGCAACAGUUAAGCAACAACCACAGCAGCAACAGCAGCAGCAGCAGCAGCCACAACAGAUCUUUGUCAGCAAUGGCAGCAGUGGAGCUGGCUACAAAUCGACAUCGGGCAACACAACGACACAUCAUCCGCAUAAAAAGUAUUUGCGUGAGAAGAUGAAUGUCGAGCACAACAACAAUAACAACAAUAACAAUAACAGCAGUAACAUCAACAACAACAACAACACCAACAAUCAUAGUCAUGUGGUGGCCUCAACAGUAACUGUGGUCAGUUCGCCCGCCUCCUCAAACAACUCGUCGCUCAGCUCGUGUUCCGUCUCCGGUUCUGGUUCCGGCUCUGGCUCCGGAUCCGGCUCAUCCACAGCAGCUGUCAAUGGCGGCAACAGUCCCGUGCCCAAGUCAAGCAGUUUCAAUGCCGUCUUUGAUGCCGUCAACUAUGCGGCCACCAACAACUCAAUGCCCAACAGCAACAGCAGCAACAACACCAAAAACACCACCAGCAUCAUCACGACAACGAGCAGCAACAGCAACAGCAGCGUCAGCGGAAAUGGCAUCGGUAUUGGAAUCGGGGAUCCACAGUCAGCGACACAGACGGUGGUCAGCACCACGACGCUGCCAGCUGGCUACAGUUUUGUCAGCCACUUGGGCAGCGCCACCCACGUCAUCAGCUCACAACAACAGCCCGCCAACAUUGUGACGCCGGAGUCGUCGCCUCUGCUGCUGUGCAGCGGCGGCUUCUACAGUGCGGUGCCGUCGCGAGCCGCUGCCGGGCUGCAGUUGUCGAUUACGCCUCCGCCACAGGCGACAGUGCUGCACAAUGGUUCCGUUUCAGCGGGUUCUCUUUCCGGUUCGGGUUCAGGUUCAGGUUCGGGCUCCGCUUCGGGGAUGCCGCAGUUGCGUAGCCCCAACAGUUAUGCCAGCUACGAGAACGAGGACUCGCUGAAGGAGUUCGAUAUGGUGGGCAACAGUGUUCGGAUGCACACAAGCACUCCCCAGUACCAAGCAAUGACCAAGAACAACAACAAUAACAACAUUAGCAGCAGCAGCAGCAGUAACAAUAACAAUAACAGCAACAGCAACGGUAAUAAUAACAACAACUCAUCCACUGGCGGCAGCAGCUUCAGCAGCAGCUCCAACGCUGGCAACAACAGCAGCGGCAACAACAACGGCAAUAAUACACCCCAGAAGCAAAAGCAUCCUAACAAUGUGCCAUACGAUCCGUUCGUGCAUACAAACAACAAACCGCCAUAUAGCUUUAGUUCCCUGAUCUUCAUGGCCAUCGAAGACUCCAACGAGAAGGCGCUGCCAGUGAAAGAGAUCUACGCGUGGAUCGUGCAGCAUUUUCCGUACUUCAAGACGGCGCCCAAUGGCUGGAAGAACAGCGUGCGCCACAACCUGUCGCUGAACAAGAGCUUCGUCAAGGUGGAGAAGGCGCCCAAUAUGGGCAAAGGAUCGCUGUGGCGUGUCGAGCCGCAGCAGCGACAAAAUCUCAUGCAGGCCUUAAAUCGUUCGCCCUACUUUCCCAACUCGGCUGUCGACAAGAUCAGCCCGAUGCUCAAGAGUCCCACUGGCAAUCCAGGUGGCUACGACAGCUUGGAUGGCAGCGCCGGCUCCACGUCGGUGUCCGUGGUGGGUGUAACAACAACGGGCGGAGCUACAACGCCCGUUAAAACGAAUGGAGUGCUUGGCUCAUUGGCCAUUGCUGGCGGUGGAGGGGGAGCAGGAGGAGGAGGCGUUGUUCAAGUGGCUGGCAAUGGCACAGCAAAUGGAAAUAGUGUUGGGAAUGGAGCUGCUUCUGCUGCUGCUGGAGCUGGAGCUGGUGCUGCUCAUGGACGUUUCGAUCCGAAAUUGUAUCCCAAUUUGUGCAAGAAAUUUCGCAACAUCAGCGAGGAGCCAUCGACGCAGCCGGCGCAGCUCUUAGGCGAUGCUCUUGACGAGGAGCUGCACGGCGAUUAUCUGACCAAUAACAACAAUAACAACAACAACAAUAAUAACAAUCUUAACAACAAUAAUAACAAGUACAACAAUUAUGCAACUCUCAAUGGAGCUGCAACUGUUGCUGGCAACACCAACACCAACUCCAACAACUCCAGCAACAACAACACAUUCUCAGCUGGCACAACAGUCGUUGCCUUCAAUUUCGAGCGCUUGGCGCGCGAUUGUGGCGCCGAUAACAUUGACGAUGUUCACGCCGCGGCUGCGAUGCUCUUCCUUAAGCACGGAAAAGCCUUCAGCGAGUCCUAUCAGAAUGGCGCACCGGUGAUAACGAGCUCGCCCAGCGAGGAUCACACUUACUCGGCGGGUGGCAAUAGCAAUGCGGACAGUGGAGCCUCGACGCCACGAACAAAUGGCCAGAAGAGUGGCCCACAGACGCAGACGGCGGCGACGGCAGCGAGCAUUGGACAGAGCGAGAGCAAUUGUGCCAACUGUGCCAGUUGUGCCAGCUGCACCAGCGAUGCGGCCUACGACAGCAGCGAGGAGAAUCACAACAUUUCGCCCAAGGAGCUGGCGGAUCAGCAGCGACAUCGUGAUGGCGUUGAUGCCUUGUUGUCGCUGUCGCGUUCGACGACGUCGACAACAUCGCAUUAUCACAGCAGCAACGGCAGCAGUGGCAGCAGUCAUAGUUCACCGCACAAACGCGCCUCGAGUCGCAGCCUCGAGGAAGAACAUCAUCAGCAGCAGUUGCAGCUGCAGCAACAACUUCAACAGCAACAGCAGCAGCAGCAUCAUCAGAGCAUCUACACAAAUGGAAGUGGCAGCAAAAUGGCGCUGCUUAGCAGUGCUGCUGCCAAUGUGGCAGCUGCCGCAGCCUUGGCCCAGCAGCAACAACAGCAACAGCAGCAGCAGCAACCGAUUUACGAGGAACUCUAUGCAGCGACUGGCAAUGGCAGCAGCAACACCAACACCAACAGCAACAACUCCACCUCAAAUUUGUAUAUGCAAACAAUUAGUUGUCUGCCAGCUGCUGUUGCUGCCCCAGCAGCAGUGGCUGCUGCGAACGGCGGUGGGGGACAGCCGAUGUUGCAGCAGCAUCUGAGUGCGGUCAUGGCCAAUGCUGUGGCUGUCAAAAGCAAGGUGAAGCCCUUGCGGGGACUGCGCACCAAGAUCAAGCGAAAGGCUGCCUGGAUGCGGUGAAUAUGGCGCAAGGCUGGCGGCAGAAAAUAGUCGUCUGUCUGACGCUCGCUAAAUGUCACCUACACACACCUACACACACCUCCUCGGUUUCGGCUACCUCUGCCCACACACACACACACACACACACACACACACACACAGACAUACACAAUCAAAUCAACCCAUCCUGCUCGCAUCAGUGCUGUUGUCUCUUUCUAAAGCAAAUGCUGUUCAACGCGUAGCAAAUUAGUUUCUAAGCAUCGCUUUCAAAUUUCGAACUAACUAUUCAUAAAUACUUUUUUUUUCGUGUUUUUGUUAUCCGAGCGGCGUUAUUCUUUAUUAUUUAGCAAUAACUAUCAUUAUUAUUAUUUUUAUUAUUAUUAUUAUUUUUUUAACCACAUUUUUUUAUAGUUUUAAUUGUAGUUUUUAUCGGACUUUAUUUGUAGUGGCACUUUUUUUGCUGCCCAGUUGAUUGUUGGCCAUUAUCUUUAUAUAUAUUAAUAUAUAUGAUUCUUUUUUUUUCACCGAUUAGUUGCAAUUUCUUUUCUUUGUUAGUUUUUAAUUCAAAGAUUUGUGUAUAUAUAAUUUUAACUUAAAUAUUUUAAACAAUUUUUAACACACACACACAAAACAAAAGAAAAUACAAACUGUCCUUGGGUGCUAGCUGGGCACGAAUUGUAAUUUAAUAACAUUUAUAUAUAUUUAAACAACAAUUAAUCAAAUGUGCAAGACAUGUGAGAGAGAGAUAGAGAUAGAUAGAAAGAGAUAGGCUGAGCGAGAAACAACAAAACAAAAAAAAAUAUAUGUCGAGAGGCAAUCACCAGCAGAGGUCGAAAGCAGCAAACAAAGUGUAUAUCAAAUGAAACAAAUUUGUGCUAAGUAAAAUCAAAGAUAAAACAACAACAAAAAAACAUUGAAAAACAAGAAAAAAAGGGUAAACUGUAAAAGAUAAACGACUUUUGUAUAAAAGUAAAAUGAUAAAAAAAAAAAUGAAAAA
Messenger RNA from Drosophila sulfurigaster albostrigata, 5598 nucleotides. RefSeq lists its product as uncharacterized. The coding region runs from base 477 to 4622 and encodes 1381 amino acids. The transcript has 6 exons. Lineage: Eukaryota; Metazoa; Arthropoda; Insecta; Diptera; Drosophilidae. Gene Ontology annotation, molecular function: DNA-binding transcription factor activity; cis-regulatory region sequence-specific DNA binding. The record is from RefSeq and is a predicted model, not a curated record. Gene Ontology annotation, cellular component: nucleus. Gene Ontology annotation, biological process: regulation of DNA-templated transcription.